UCACGUGAUACUUUCUCGCGUCAAGUGUCCGAUUUUGCGAUUUAGGAUAUUUUUACUAGUGUUUUUCGGCGAACUCGCUCCGCGUAUAGUUGCGGGCCCUGUCGAACAUUAGAAAGAGACAGAGAGCUACAUGACCGACGUCGGUUUGCGCGACGAUCGCGAUGUCGACGACCAACCAACGAGUGGGAGUAUACACGGCUUUUCGUUCGGUGACAUAAUCACAUAACGCAGUACUUUAUAGUAGUACGUCCAAUGUCCAUGUAUACCGCGGUAUAGUAUUAGUAGUGGUAGUCAGCGUACGUAGUCAAUAGAGUCAUAGUACUCAUAGUCGGGCUUCGCUCUCUCAGCCGCAUUCCGUCUGUUCCGAGUUCGCCGAGCGGUACAGCGAAUUUACCGACGUGAGUCGCCCCUGAUGCGCUGCAUACGUGCCGCCGCCGCCGCCGCCGCCGCCGCCGCCACAGCCGCCGUUGACUGCAACAGUAUAGUCUGUAUAUUAGUAGAGUGUAGAAUAGUACAGUAUAGUAUAUAUAGUGGUAUCAGUCAUCAGACUGAACAGCAGUUUGUUCGUGCGUGUACGAGAGUUAGUUAGCAACCUCCCUCUGCGAUACGAAUACCUAUAUCAUAUAGCACACACCGAGACUGAGAGACACGCGCUUGGCACGUCAACGACGUAGACGAGCGUCCACGAGGAGAGAGACUCACUUGGCGAGGAAGAAAGCAAAGAGAAGGCUUGCCUUCGAGGCAACGCGCACAGUACUAGUAAUAGCUCAUAGCCAUUCGGCGAAAGGACACAUACAUAUAGAGAAGCGAGACAGAGAGAUAGUGCAGACUCGCUUUAGGAUGGCGAGGCUCGUGAAUAUGUGGCAGGGCUAUAACCAGGCCGCCCUCAAGGAGAAGCAGAUGCCGCUGAUCGUCGAUGAGAACCUCUCGAUGGUUAUGGACAUAACUGGAUUGAAAGCUCUGAAAGAGAGUCCACUAGUCCAAGGCAAGCAGUUAGAUGAAUUUUGCAAAAAAUUGAAUCUGCUCACAAUGGAGGAGAGGAUGGUGUCUUUUGAUGUUACUUGCAAAGAGAUGUUCAACGCGCUGGAUCAAAGUGUUCCAUGCAUAGGUUGCAGGAGAAGCGUGGAAAGAUUAUUUUAUGACUUGAGUAAUCUCGAUGGUCAUCCAGCAUUAGACCCGUUAAUUAUAACAGUAGAUGGCAUGGUUGGUAUAAAAGAAGAAGUUAUUCAGUCACCUCAAAGAUUAUGCACAUUAUUACAAGGGCAUAGCACAAGAUUGAAUGAUCUAGUAGAACAGCAACCACGCAACAAAAAGUCUCGUAGGUGCACAUUGCACUCACUAGAAGUACAACGCAUGAGACCUCCUCCAAAUGCUUGGAAAGAAGUUUGGGAUUGCAUGGAACGUGAAUGUUUAAGAGAAAUCACCUUUAUAGAUGCAGAUACUUUAGAUGCUACUCUAGAUACCUACCUGCGUAAGCACAAAUUUUGCUCCGAAUGUCGUACAAAGGUACUUCUGGCAUCAUCCCUGUUAACAAGUGAAACUGAUCCAACAAAGGAAAAAGGUUAUGUUAGUUCUUUGUAUGCCAAUAUAAAACGUUGUGCAGGAGGUCAUGUUCACCUACCAGUAAACACUGAAUACAUUAGUUCAAUUAUUGGAAGAGCACAGCCAGAACUCAUGGGAAGAGAACGGCAUGCAAAAACAUUAGAAAUAGCUCAAGAAGAAGUUCUUACGUGCCUUGGUAUAUGUGUAGCUGAACGGUUAAACCGUGUUUACCGACGCCUUAAAGAAGAAGAAAUCAUAAUUAAAGUAUUAGCUGCUGUUGCUGUUGAUACUAUUGCUAGGAGUUUUCAAAUGGCUGUGGAAUAUAAAACGGGGAUAACGCAAUUAGAAGUUCUUUACAAGGAGUUCAAACGAGAAGAAGUAGCUAAACAGCAACGACGAGAAAAGUUAAGGCUUAAAAGAAAAAAGAAGAAGGAACGUCGUUCUGAAGCUGAAGAAAAAGAGAAUGAAUGUGAAGAAGAAAAGGAUGACCAUUGCGAAUGUCCACAAGAAGAAGCAAAAGAAGUCGAAGAAAAGACCGAAGUACUACCUCCACAGCCAGAAGUUAAGACAGUUACUCAAACUAUUGACCAUCAUAAGAUAAUAGACCCAAACAACAAAGGGUCACUAACCUGCAAUUGUCCAGAUUGUACAAAGAAGGGAAAUUCCGAUCACCUACAAUCCAAGUCUCAGUCUCAACCUGCACCAUCAAGCAAAAAGGAAAAGAAUAGUAAAAAGAAGAAGAAUGAAAAUAAAUCAGCUAGUAGUAGUACAAAUAGUACAAAAAAGAGUGGGAAACGUGAAAAAGUUGACACGACAGUGAAUAAAAGUGUAGAUCAAUCAGUAAAGCCGCCUGAAACGUGUAAAACGGAAAACAGCAACAAUAGCAAUGGAUGGCAUAACAACGACGAAUGCACAAAUCCAUCUUCUUCCGAGCAUUUGAUGGAUGCGCUUAUGGAUAAUAACAAACGAUACACAAUGUGGAUAGAAGUUAAGAAGCGCCUUAAUACCAAAGUUGUAAAUAGAAAUGUCCGAUCAUCUAGUGAGCACUCCUCACAAGAUUAUGGGUAUUCAUCAGAACACAAUGUCAGUAGUCCAUCUUUACCAAGUACACCUGAAGGAUCUGAGGUGGCAUGCAGUGAUAGCUGCUGUAAUCACGUAGGUGACUGUCCAGAGGUUAAAUCUGCAGAAAAACUACUCCACUCUGACUCAAGUCUCAGUCUAUUGAGGGAACAUGGUGGGGGAAUAACAUUAUCGCAGAUGUUGGAGGACUCCUGCUUAUCCGAGGAUGAAGAUUGUUGUUAUAUCCCUGUGGAAGAAGUAUUAGAAUUUAAGUCCCGCAUGUGCCAGGUCACUGAAAAACGUCAAGAACUACGUCAGACGCUUAAAAAACGUUUUGCAGCGUUAUGCAGCCAUCACAAACCCUUCACCAUUCCUCGCUGAUGAUUUCCAUUAGGUAUUGUUGAACAAAGUGUUCUUUUUUCUACGACGAUUUUAAUACGAACAAAAAACUGAUAAUCAUGUACAAUAAUUUUUUUUGGAUAAAAUUGUUAAUUCUCACAGUCCACAAAACUAAUGGAUUGUACAAAAGCUUACUGAUAUUUUGUAAUAAUUCAUGUAUAGUACUGUCAGUUCAUUUGAUAAACAUAUUUAUAUGCAUUGAAGAUUAAUACCAUUAAUAUGAAUGUAGACAUAAAAUCUACAUAUUUGUAUCACGACGAAAAUGAUUUAAUAAUUAAAUAGUAAAUGCAUGUCUUCCAGUAUUAAAGUUCGUAAAUUGAAUUAUAACUUUGAGAAAUAACAUUUACAACUGAACUAUUAAACAUAUACAGUACAUUUUAUAGAUACAUUUUUUUAUAUCAAAAUGGUUUACUAAUUCCAUAUGACAGAUGAAGAUUCAACUACAUGUAAAUUAUUGCUUUAGCUUGAUUUCAAGAGACUAAUUUUAUACGAUUUACUUUUGUAAACUCUCUUGAGAUCAUUGCUAAUGUUAAUUUGAUACAAUAUUCAUUGAUUGAAAAAUAAGUUUAUAUCUAUUGUUAAAAGCGUGUACCUAUUGUAUAAAAUAUGUGGACUGUGGGGACGACCCGUUAAAGAAUAAAGAUUUAUAUUUCUAAUGAAUCAUUGGCGCUUUGUCGGACACUUUACUGUCCAUGAUGUAAUGAAGCACAUAUAAAGAUACGUUGUGAUUGUAAUGAAUAAUACAAUUUAUCUUUAUCAAAGAUUUAAUAUAAAAUAAACGUUGCAUUCCAAUAUAAA
Messenger RNA from Nasonia vitripennis (jewel wasp), 3798 nucleotides. Its product is annotated as gametogenetin-binding protein 2-like. NCBI's taxonomy places the organism in Eukaryota, Metazoa, Arthropoda, Insecta, Hymenoptera, Pteromalidae. Gene Ontology annotation, cellular component: nucleus; cytoplasm. Bases 841 to 2982 code for a protein of 713 amino acids. The record is from RefSeq and is a predicted model, not a curated record. The transcript has 10 exons.